Molecule: messenger RNA, 1761 nt
Organism: Parnassius apollo (apollo)
Lineage: Eukaryota; Metazoa; Arthropoda; Insecta; Lepidoptera; Papilionidae
Source: the annotation of a GenBank genome assembly
AUGUUCUGGAAACUCGUAAGAAAUACCAGGGGACUUUCAAAACAGCCUAGAUUGAAUGCGAUACGAGACGAGAAUGGCUGUAUCCUGAAUGAUGGAGUGUUGAGUCUAAAGAGAUGGAAGGAAUAUUUUGAAAGCGAAUUUAUGAGUGAGGAGAAGUGUGAACUAAAUGAAAUAGAAAUUCCGAAAGAAGAUGAAAGAGAUAGGGAGAUAAGUAUAGAUGAAAUAAUGAAAGCAAUGAAAAGCAUGAAAGUAGGUAAGGCAGCCGGAUAUGAUAGAGUUUCACUCGAAAUGCUAAGGGCUGGAGAGGACGUGGUGGCAGGCCUGCUGUACACCUUGUUUAAUUUAUGUUGGGAACUAAAGCGGGUACCGGGAGACUGGUGCAAAGCCGUGAUAGUCCCAAUAUAUAAGGGAAAAGAGUCACAGCAGGACUGUAAAAACUACCGUGGUAUCAGCCUUCUUAGCAUUGUGGGAAAACUGUAUGCUAAGGUACUAAUUGAAAGAAUUAUGAAAGAAACUGAUGAAAAAAUUUGGGAUGUGCAAGCGGGAUUUAGAAAGGGAAUGGGGUGUACAGAUCAAGUCUUUUCCAUGCGCAUGAUCGCGGAGAAGUUUUUGGCGAAAAACCAAAAAGUUUUUUGUGCGUUCAUGGACUUGGAAAAAGCUUAUGACAGAGUGGACAGGGAUGUGUUAUGGCAAACGCUGAACGCAUUUAGGUUGAGCGCUGGUUUGAUACAGGCAUUAAAGCCUCUGUAUAGGGACUCGAGUGCUUGUGUUAGAAUCAACGGGGUCUACUCGGACUGGUUUGGCAUCCAUAAAGGUGUCAGACAGGGCUGUGUAGCUUCCCCGUGGCUGUUCAACCUAUUUAUGGACAGCUGUUUGGAAAAUUUGAAAGUUGAAGAAUGCGGGUUAAGAAUGGGUGAGUUAACCGUCAAAUGCUUUUUGUACGCCGAUGAUCAAGUCAUACUUGCGUCGUCGGCGGCCGAGUUGCAAAUGAUGGUUACAUUAAUGAACAGGUCAUUAAAAGAAAGGGGAAUGAAAGUGAACGCAAGUAAGACGAAAGUGAUGGUUUUUGAAAGAGAUGAAAGCAAGACGGUAUGUGAAAUAAGAAUAGAAGGAGAGUUAAUUGAACAAGUGGAUGAGUUCGUAUAUUUGGGAUGUGUAUUCAGCAGGGAUGGGAGAUAUGAUAAGGAUAUUGAACGACGAGUGAAUGCAGGAAAUAAAGUAAAUGGGGCUCUACACUCUAUUGUGAAAAGUCAGAAUAUGUCAAAAAAGGCACGUAUGGCAAUUCACAGUGCUGUAUUAGUCCCUACUUUAACGUAUGGUAGUGAAAGUUGGUUGUGGCAGAAGAAGCACGAGAGUGGAAUAAAUGCAGUAGAAAUGCGGUCGCUAAGGAGUAUGUUAGGGCUGAAUCUGAGUGACAGGGUGAGAAAUUGUGUGAUAAAAGAAGAGUGUGGUUUGCAAGAUGAUGCGGUGACCAGGAUUAAGAAAGGAAUGCUUCGGUGGUUUGGUCAUGUAGAAAGAAUGAAUGAGGAAAGACUGACAAAGCAAAUAUUUGUUGCAGAAGUGAAUGGAAGAGUCGGACAGGGACAUCCUAGGCGGAAGUUUGUCGACCAAAUUGGCGAUAUACUAAAAAUGGGCCAAAUUAAGAGUACCCUUAACCGACGAGCAUGUAUGCGUAGGUAUAUGGAUGUGGAAGAGGCGAGAGAGGUAUGUCAGGAUCGUGCUAAAUGGAAGUCUGUAGUCUCUGCCUACCCCUCUGGGUGA